AUGAGUUUACUCGUCAUUUCUAAGAUUUUUACAUUCUUUUCAAUAUUAUCAACUGUCGUGUCACACAAAGAUGUAUGUUUUCUAUUAAGUUUUUGCAGCUUUGUCACAAAAUUUUGAUCUUUGCUACAGCCUUGCAUUUUUAGACAUUAACGUGCCAAGACUUGUAUAAAACUCGGAACAUUUCAAGGUAUGUUGUGCUUAACUGCCUAUAUUUUAACUGUCUUAGAAUAUAAUAGUGUUAUUUUUUAUAAAUAAAUGAAUACUCAUGCACUAAAUUGCUAAUAAAAUAAAAAAAACUUAUUUUAAGCGCAAUAUACGAGAUAAAGACACGAUCUGGGCCGAAGUGGGCGUACUGUGACUCUGAUCAGCGUGGCGGUGGCUGGACGAUUAUUCAGCAACGAAAUGGCAUGACCGGAGAGCCUUUUUGGAACAGGACCUGGGAUGAGUUCAAACAUGGCUUUGGAGCUGUCCAUCCGUUAGGAGAAUACUGGCUGGGAAACGAUAUUCUACAUGACAUUACAACUAGAGGACAGAAGCCCGCGCUGCUCAGAAUAGAAAUAUUUGGAGACCGAACUCCUGGCAGUGACUGGAAUGACGUUUACCUGGUUGCAGAAUAUGACAUAAAAGUAAGUUGAUUCUUUAGCAAUUUUUAAAAGCUACUUUAAUUAGAAGGAGGUUAGUGUUAAGCAUGACUUUAGGUUGACAACGAAACCAUGAACUACCAAUUGGACAUAACUGCCAAGCGCCCUAAAAAGGAGUCAAAUAUUACGGUACGUUUAAUACUGUAAUGAAAGUUUAACUUAAACAUUUAGGUUGAUCAUGAAUAUUUUGUGGGAAAUGCCAGUUUUGGAUGGUAUGACAUAACGACGAGUAAGAAAGCUCCGUUCUCCACAAUUGAUCGGAUUAAUGACCCAUUACCUAAAUGUAUUACCAAGUUCCAUUUUGGGUAAGCUUUAAUCUUACCAUUAUCUAUAUGAGAAUUCAUUGCAGCAAGACUACUAUCUUAGACAUUAUAUUGUACUCGUCUGAUUAUUUUUAGGGGCUGGUGGAGUCAAAACUGUGCCACCGUAUCGUUGAACGGGGAAUAUGAGCCAGAACAGUUUGGUGGUGGAUAUGGCAUGAGUUGGCUUUACAGUGGCAAACGUUUCAUACAUCCAAGAAUGACACGGAUGAUGAUUCGACAACUGUGGGACGACUUUGACAUCAAUAACGACAUUUAA
Bursaphelenchus okinawaensis is the source of this 1220-nucleotide messenger RNA. The record is from the annotation of a GenBank genome assembly. NCBI's taxonomy places the organism in Eukaryota, Metazoa, Nematoda, Chromadorea, Rhabditida, Aphelenchoididae.